AUGGCCGUCAAUGGGCGGCAUGAAACUGCCGAAGCAACAGUGUGGUCAGGGGAUGGAAAAACGCAGGACGAGCUGAUGAUGAAGGACGAGUGCAUCUUGGUCAACUACAUGGACGAGGUGGUUGGCCACAACAACAAGUACAACUGUCACAAAUUUGCACCCGGCCAGCCGCGUGGCUUGCUGCACAGAGCCUUUUCCGUGCUGCUGUUCGACAGCGAAAAUCGCUUGCUGCUCCAGCAGAGGGCGCGCAGCAAGAUCACAUUCCCUUUAGUGUGGACCAACACAUGUUGCAGUCAUCCUCUCUACGGCAUGAAGCCGGGUGAAGUGGACGAGCCAGAGGCGAUCUCGGCUGGUGAUCCCAAAGGUGUCAAGGCAGCAGCAGUUCGAAAACUUGGCCAUGAGUUGGGUAUCCCAGCCGCUUCGCUAGAUGCCUCGCGAUUCAAGUUCCUGACCCGUGUUCACUACUGGGCAGUCGAUGUGAGGACACAUGGGGUCGAGGCCGCUUGGGGCGAGCAUGAGAUUGACCACAUUCUGUUGUACCGGCUGGAUCCUGGAGAGACACUGCCACUUAAGCCAAAUCCAGACGAGGUCGAGGACACCCGCUGGCUUACAAGAGACGAAUUGAAAGAGGCCAUGAAGGGAUCGGGAGAGAUGCCGUUGUGGUCCCCAUGGUUCAAGAUCAUCAACGAGCGGCUGUUGGAUGCGUGGUGGCAGGAUUUGGACAAUGCUCUUUCGACAGACAAGUACGUCGAUGUCUCCUCUAUCCAUCGUUUCGACACGGCGCCGGAGUUCCACGGUGGGCUCGGCAAAGCGCGGCCUUGGUUGGACAAGGUGGCCGAGGUAGAGGCAGAAGCCAUCAAGGCAGGUGGGGAAGUCCAAAGGCGAAAGGCAAUGCUAGAGGCUGAGCACGAAGACCGUGUAGUGGGUUUCGUUGGAAGAGGGCAGGCAGAAAUUGGAUCUGCUGCAGGCGAUGUCAAGCAAGGGGGCUACGGAAAGGUGCCAACACACAAGAACCCAAAGCUGGACCAGCUGAUGAGGCCUUUGGAAAUCAUUUCGGCUCUUCGUUUGAAGUGCACCGGAUUGUUAGAGAACAACAUCAAGGAUCAGCAGGAUCCAGACGUCGAGUUCUGUGACGACAUGCUUGGAAAGGUAUCCAGAUCAUUUGCAGCUGUGAUCCGACAGCUACCAAUGCAGUUGGGCAUCGACAUUUGCAUCUUCUACUUGGCACUUCGUGCUCUAGACACAGUCGAAGAUGAUAUGGAGGCAUACAAAGGCCGCGAAACCGAGAAGCAGGAGGAGUUGAUCCAUUUCGGUGAGAAGAGGCUCGGUGAUGUCAACUGCAGCAUCACAGGUGUUGGUGCUGCAGACGAACGGACGCUUGUGGAGCACUUCGGGCGCGUGGCCCGGGUCUACCUCAAGCUUCCCGCAGGCAGCAAGGGCGUAAUCAAGGACAUCACCGACAAAAUGGGUGCCGGUAUGGCCGAGUAUGUGUCUGCAGAUCUGGCACAAGGAACUGUGGACCAAGCAGCUUACGACCGCUACUGCCACAUGGUCGCCGGCCUUGUCGGAGAGGGUUUGACACGGAUCUUCGUGGCAAGUGGACUUGAGGGCAGUGAGCUUGCAGGACAAGGCGAAAGAUGCUGGCCAUUCUGUGCCGAUCCAAAGAAGGAUCCUGCAAAUCUUGGUCUAGCCAACUCCAUGGGCCUCUUCUUGCAGAAGACGAACAUCAUUCGUGAUUACUUGGAGGAUUAUGUAGAUGGACGCGCCUUCUGGCCACAAACAGUCUGGAAGAGCUACGCUUGCUCCAACGAUUUGGGCGAGUUUGCUCUGCCCACAGCGCAUGCUGCAGGAGCCCGCCUUGCAGUUAAAGCUGGGGGCGAGAAUCUUGCCAAAGGUGUUGGAGAGCAGGCUCUGCUGUGCCUGAACGACUUGGUUGCCGACGCCUUGGAGCUUGUUCCUGACUCACUAGAGUACUUGGAGAGGGUGAAGACGCCGUCUAUUUACAGAUUCUGCGCCAUUCCCCAGGUCAUGGCAAUUGCAACCUUGGCGGCCUGUUUCGAUAACCCCUUGGUGUUCACCGGCGUUGUCAAGAUUCGCAAGGGGCUGACUGCGCGUCUCAUUGUGGCAUGCUGCGAUGGUCCGGAUGCUGUACACUUUUGGUUCCGAUCCUUCGCAGAAGAGAUUCUGUCUUCGGUUUCGAACAAAAAGUGCGCUGGAGCUGCCGGGCCCAUCGGAAAGCGGCUCGAAAAGAGCUGUGUGCGCAUCCUUGAGAGGACGCAGAAGCGAUCGGAAGCCUGGAGGAGCAAGCAGACGCAGAAGCGCUUCGUCGCUGGCGCGUUUACUGCGCUGGCAGUCUCCUCCCUUUUCCUGCGUGACCAAAGCUCGAGGCUCCCUGCCGUGGCCAUCUUUGCGGCACUUGUGGCAUCCAGCGCAGGUAGCAUGCAGCUCAUCAAGUGA
Symbiodinium necroappetens is the source of this 2457-nucleotide messenger RNA. The record is from the annotation of a GenBank genome assembly. NCBI's taxonomy places the organism in Eukaryota, Dinophyceae, Suessiales, Symbiodiniaceae.